This is a messenger RNA of Rhagoletis zephyria (snowberry fruit fly), 1176 nucleotides long. The record is from RefSeq and is a predicted model, not a curated record. Lineage: Eukaryota; Metazoa; Arthropoda; Insecta; Diptera; Tephritidae.
AUGCCCUACGCUGCAAAGGGGCCUGCACCGGCAUUCGGAAGAUUUCUCACCUUUGACCACAUCACCUUCAUCGUGGGCAAUGCCCGCCAGGCAGCCGCCCACUACUGCGUUCACUUUGGCUUCACGCCCUUUGCCUACAAGGGCCUGGAAACGGGCUCCAGAGACAUUGCCAGUCACGUGGUGAAGCUAAACGACAUCGUCCUCGAGUUUCAGUCCCCACUUAAACCGGAUCACCCUGCCGACCUCACUGGGCACCUCACCAAGCACGGCGACGCCAUCAAGGUGGUCGCCUUUGCUGUCGAGGACAUCGAGGCCAUCGUGCAGACUGCCAAAGACGCCGGUGCUCAGGUGGUCCAGGACGUGGAGGAGGAGUUCGAAGGCGGCGAUGGCGGUUCGGUCAAGACGGCGGUCUUUGCACCUUUUGGCGACACUGUUCACAAGCUGGUGGAGCGAACUGCCGACUUCAAGGGCCGAUUCAUGCCCGGCUACGAGCAGCCCGAUCUGAAGAUACACCGUCUGCUGGAGGCGCUGCCGCCUGCACCUCUGCUCGCCAUCGACCACCUCGUCGGCUGUCAGCCUGACGCCCAGCUGGAGCCAGUGGUCAACUGGUACGAGAGGGCGCUCAACUUUCACCGCUUCUGGUCGGUGGACGACAGUCAGAUUCACACGGAGUACUCGGCACUUCGGACGACCGUCAUCGCCAACUGGGAGGAGACCAUCAAGAUGCCCAUCGUCGAGCCGGCACCCGGGCUGAGGAAGAGUCAGGUGCACGAGUUUGUAGAGUACUUUGGCGGUUGUGGCGUUCAGCAUGUGGCACUGCGAACGGAGGACAUUAUUUCGGCUAUUCAGAUCUUGCAGUCACGUGGCGUGGAGUUCCUCAAAACGCCUCCAGUCUACUAUCAGAAGAUUCGUGAACUUCUUUCCAAAAGUCCGGUCACUGUACUGGAGGACCUAGAGGUGCUGGAGAAGCUGAACAUACUCUUGGACUUUGACGACACCGGAUACUUGUUGCAGAUAUUCACCAAGCCACUUCAAGAUCGACCGACGCACUUUCUUGAGAUCAUUCAACGGCGAAAACACCAAGGUUUCGGGGCAGGCAAUAUAAAGACACUUUUUGAAGCCGUUGAGUAUGAACAGGAGCGAAGAGGUAACCUGGUGACUGAGGUCAAAGGGUAG